This is a messenger RNA of Diaporthe amygdali, 1896 nucleotides long. RefSeq lists its product as uncharacterized. Gene Ontology annotation, molecular function: oxidoreductase activity, acting on CH-OH group of donors; flavin adenine dinucleotide binding. Gene Ontology annotation, biological process: secondary metabolite biosynthetic process. The transcript is spliced from 10 exons. Lineage: Eukaryota; Fungi; Ascomycota; Sordariomycetes; Diaporthales; Diaporthaceae. The record is from RefSeq and is a predicted model, not a curated record. Bases 1 to 1896 code for a protein of 631 amino acids.
AUGCAGUUACAUUAUCUAAUUCUUUUCCCACUUCUGGCCCAGGCUACCGGCUCCUGGAUCGGCGGCGACCAACUGUUCGGAAAGCGAGCGGCCAAGCUCAUUGGGAACUCGUUUGGCCGCCCAGGGUAUAAUGAGACAUAUGACUACAUCAUCGUGGGUGGAGGAAACGCUGGCAAUGUCGUAGCUGCUCGUCUUGCGCAAGACCCUGCCAACUUCAGUGUCGCCGUGAUUGAGGCUGGGGGCUUCUACGAGACGCUGGAUGGCAACCGGACCCAGAUCCCUGGCAUGGUCUAUGUGAACAAUGUAGAUUUCCCCCUCGAGUCGGCAACAACUGGUACUUCCAUCGGCUUGAAAACUGUUCCACAAAGGGGUUACAACAACAGACAAAUCCGGACAGUAUCUGCACAGACUCUAGGAGGAAACACUGCCGCCAACAAUAUGGCGUACCACCGUGCUACUAUCGGCACGUUUGACAUCUGGGCGAAGGACGUUGCUGACGACUUCUGGUCAUGGGAGAAUGUGUACCCUGCAUAUCAGAAGAGCUGUAAUUUCACGCCGCCCGACUACAGCAAGAUCGACCCUUCCGUUGAUAUCACGUGGGACGAUUCGGCAUUCGCCAAAGAUGGCGGUCCUCUCCACGUGUCGUAUGGCAACUACUGGGGCCCAGACGGGGUGGGCCUCAACGCUGGCAUGGAACAAGCCGGUCUGAAGCAGAUCGAUGGGCUCAACAGCGGCAGGCUGAUUGGUUACUCGGCCUUGACAGCCAACUUAAACCCGUACACCGCAAUCCGUGACACGUCUGAGACCUCCUUCCUCCGGAUGGCCAUGAGGGAAACAGACAUCAAGGUUUACCCGAACGCACUAGCUAAGCGUGUCACGUUCGACGACUCGAAGCGCGCUACCGGUGUUGAAGUCCAGGCGAAUAUCGCUAACAUAGAUCUGAAGUGGCAUCUCUCGGCUCGAAAAGAGGUGAUACUAUCAGCGGGCGCCUGGCAUUCCCCUCAGCUUCUCAUGGUAUCUGGCAUCGGUCCUAAGGAGACUCUGGAGCUGCAUGAUAUUCCGUUGAUUGCUGAUGUGCCUGGGGUGGGACAGAAUGAGUGGGACCAACCAGUCGUAUCGACCAUCUACAAAGUAAAUGCGACCACUGGCACACAAUUCCAAGCAGGUAAUCUUGAAGUCGUCGCAAGGGAGACUGAAGAUUAUAUCAACCACCAAUCUGGACUCCUGUCUGGCUUUGGAGCAGGCCUGGCAACCGGAUGGGAGAAGUUCCCAGCCUCGCUUCGCAGUCAAUUCAGCAACACGACCAUCGCCCACCUGUCGGAGUUCCCCGAAGACUGGCCCGAGGCCGAGUACCUAGUGCUCGAGUACGCCAACCAGGAUGUAGUAGAGGCCUCGCUCGAGCGGACCAUCGAGUCAGAUGAGAACUUCAUCACCUUCGCAGCCGUGCUCUUGUCCACGGCGUCACGGGGCAACAUGACCAUCUCCAGUGCCGACACUAUGGACCAGCCCGUUAUCGACCCGGCCUGGCUGACAGACAGCGGCGAUGGCGACCUAGAGCAAUCUUAUGCCGCCUUCAUGCGACUCCGCGAGAUAAUGGCCAACAGCAGCGUCGCCGAGGCUGAGGUUUUCCCUGGGCCUGACGUCCAAGCCCACGAUGACGUCGUCGCCUGGCUGAGGGACAACAUGGGCCACAUCUACCACGCCGUGUCCACCUGCAAAAUGGGUGCUGCGAACGACUCAUCUGCCGUAUUGGACUCGAGGGCCCGGGUCCGUGGCGUCACUGGCCUCCGCGUUGUGGACGCCAGUUCCCUGCCCCUUUCUCCGCCUGGCCACCCGGUGGCAUCCAUCUACAUGCUCGCCGAGAAAAUUGCUGAGUCGAUUCUCAGCGGUAACUAG